Messenger RNA from Lingula anatina, 2692 nucleotides. Its product is annotated as protein FAM151B. The record is from RefSeq and is a predicted model, not a curated record. Lineage: Eukaryota; Metazoa; Brachiopoda; Lingulata; Lingulida; Lingulidae.
ACAGGAAGUUGAAAUGCAUGCCUUGUAGAACACGGGGCGAUAUCAGUGGGGCGAUAUGUUGCCUUCUGAUGGCAGUUGAUAUCAGAAAGAGAAGAUAUGCUUCAACUUGCAACAGAAAACGGAUCUUUUGUUGCGUUGGAGUUGCACUGCUGCUUCUUGUAAUUUGUAUCAUAUUGGUGGCUGCCUUUGUUGUUGUUAAGAAGAGGAUUGUUCAGAGUGGCCAGCCUUUUGCCAGCAUGGAUACACUUCAGUUUUUCAAUGUAACAGAUGGUCUUGCAGUCACAUGGUACAAUGGGGAUAUGUCAAAGAAGCAGAUGGAAGAUGUCUUGAGUAGUGAUGCCAUGAUGUUGGAAGCAGAUGUCACAUUGGGAGGAAGCCCAAGUGGUCAAGAUGAAACUACUGUGCCAUCUGUGGCAAGGGAUAAUACAUUGCAAGAGUGGAUGGAAGCCAUUUUAGAUGCUAAUCUGAAUGGCAGGAAAAAAGGUGUCAAGUUGAACAUGAAGCAUGACAAAGUUAUUGGACCCACGUUAAAGGUUCUGCAAGCCAUGAAGGAUAGUAUAGUGAUACCAGUUUGGAUACAUGCAGACAUACUUUUAGGUCCCGGAACCAACAAAACUAUGAUUAAUCCUAUGCAGUUGUUUUCACAAAUUGACCAAAUCUAUCCUGCAGUGACAUUGUCCGUAGCUUGGGCAUCUGACUCUUCUCAAACUUCUUACACACAAAGCAUGAUGGAGGAAAUGUAUUCUCUUAUUAAGAACCUUAAGCAGCCAGUGUCUAUAACAGUCAGAGCAGCUCUUGUGAAGAAUGCUUGGCCCAAUUUAAAAUGGUUGCUGAGCCAGAACUCCAAUUUUACGCUGACAGUUUGGAACCCUUCAGGAGUAACAGACAAAGAAGGAACAGAUUUAUACGACUUACUUUAUGUUCGAAACAAUUGGUAUAUUGAAAAGAUCUUUUAUGAUUUACCAGGAACCAAGUUUAAAGAAUUUCAGGAAUUAUCUGUGACAGCAGGAAGUCCCCUCAACUUCUUUGAUGUUAAAGACAGAGAUGCUAUUGAUAUCACAUGGGCUCAUGCUGCUAACAGUAUAGCAGACAUGGAAAUGGCUUUGAAAAGUGAUGUCAUGAUGUUGGAGGCGGACAUCUUACUUCGUGGUCAGGGCACAGCUAGUCAAACAGACAUUCCUAUUAUGGCACACCCUCCAGCUAUAGACAGUGAUAAUACCUUUCAAAACUGGUUCACAAAUGUUGUUCAAACUAAAAAAGGGCUGAAACUAGAUUUUAAAAGCAUCGGAGCAGUUGAACCAUGUUUGCAAAUUCUAAAUUCAUCCAGGGGCAGUCUACGGCAGCCAGUUUGGCUUAAUGCUGACAUACUUGUUGGACCUAAUGCAGCUGGCAGCAAACCAGUUGAUGCUGCAGAAUUCAUCAGUGUUAUCCAACAAAACUUUCCUCAGGCAACAUUAUCAAUAGGGUGGAAAACUGCCUGGAAUAAUUCCCGCACAAAUGAAGGAUACACACAGGCCAUGGUAGAAGAAAUGGCUGGCAUUUGUAACAACUUGACCCAACCUAUCACCUUUCCUGUCCGUGCCAUCGCUGUGCGACGAUCAUGGCCUCAGCUAAAAUGGCUGUUGGAUCAGUCUCUUUCCUACAGUCUCACCAUAUGGACAACUGCUGCUGAUGACCUGAAACAAGCAGAUAUGCAGUGGGUGCGUGAUCAGGGGUAUGAUGAGGACAGGAUUUACUAUGAUCUACCAGACAUCCUGAUGCCUAGAAGAAAUAGAGAGAAACUCAAGGGUGAAAAGGAUGGACAUGAGCUUUGAUUGUUGGUGCAAAUAUAAAUGUGUGAAACUUAUAGUUAUAUGCCCCAAGGCAGCAGCUGUAAAGGACUCUUACAAAAUAACGGUCUGUAUAACAGUUUUGCCCUAUUCAUAAGAAAUUAGGACUUUACACAUGCAUAUAUAGAUCAUUGAUGUGCCAUUAGCUGAGAGAAGUUGUUAUAGAUUUUUUCUAAAUGUUGUCCAUAUCCUAGUCGUUAUGCAACAUUCUUAGGCAUUGACUUGAUACAUAUACAAUACAGUACCUACAUAAGAAUGUUGGAUGAAAUCAUGCAUGUGGAUACUUAUCAGUUUGCAUCUGUAUAUGUGUUAUGGGAAUUGUAGGGAUGAUGUUUAUCCAUCUCAGGAAAUGGUACAGUUCUGAAUCAAAAUCAUCACAAGUCUAGGGUCUGUCCUCCUUUUGCGCAAAGUUAACUAAUUUCUUAGAAUCGUUCUUUGUUCUUAAAAAUAAUUUCAGUGCCCCCACCAUCUAUAUGUAGAAUUGUAUGAUCAGUUUCUAUAUGCAAAUGUAUGGCAGGAAAACCACUCUUAUUAUGUUUUGCACAUGUCACACAUAGACACUAGUCCUUUCUUUAAACAGGCAAAGCACAGCUCCUUGUCUCUUACAAAUAUCUUUUCUUUCGUGUUUUAACCAUUCAGCAGUGGACAUCCAUAAAUUGAAUGUGAACCAGUGCAGAAAAUGCAAGGGGAAGGUAUUACUUGAUUCUAGCUGGUAACAGACGGUGGUGAAGGAGUGAUGGAAUCAUGACAUUGGUAUCUAUGCUGUUUUGCUGUCAUGCAUUAGUUGCCAAAAGGUGGAUGAACAAGGAUUCUUGCAUGCUUUUCCACCAAACUAUUGGUGUUACUAAUGUGACGACAUUAUU